Messenger RNA from Cadophora gregata, 1793 nucleotides. RefSeq lists its product as uncharacterized. Gene Ontology annotation, molecular function: metallocarboxypeptidase activity. Bases 21 to 1793 code for a protein of 590 amino acids. NCBI's taxonomy places the organism in Eukaryota, Fungi, Ascomycota, Leotiomycetes, Helotiales, Ploettnerulaceae. The transcript is spliced from 3 exons. Gene Ontology annotation, cellular component: fungal-type vacuole lumen. The record is from RefSeq and is a predicted model, not a curated record.
CUCUGAGAAUCAAUUACACAAUGGAGAAGCUGAAAUUAGAUUCGGCGUUGCCAUCAAUUGUUGAUAAAGAUCCCAGCUCAAAAGCAAAGAGCAGAGCUCACGGUGUCCGCCGCACGCUCAUCUGGGCAUUCAUACCCUUCGCCUUCAUCUAUCUCACUUAUUUCCACGGCACCUGGCGAAACAGCUGGACAAACUCACCGGCUCUCAAUUAUACAGCCCAAUGUCUCCAGCCCGAUGCUUUAUUUCCCAAGGACACUCCAGAAUUGAUCAAAGCGUAUGAGUUCAUCUCCUCUCCCACAUUCCGCAACGCCAGCAUCAAGCGGCUUUCCGGUGCCGUCAAGAUCAAGACCGAGACUUUCGAUGAUCUUGGCGCCAUUGGCAAGGAUAAGAGAUGGGAUGUCUUCUACGGCUUUCACGAAUAUCUCGAGAAGAUUUUCCCACUCGUGCAUUCGAAGCUGAAAGUGGAGAAAGUGAACACGCAUGGCUUGCUGUAUACCUGGGAGGGAAGCAAUCCCGAUCUGAGGCCUACGACUUUGCUUGCUCAUCAAGAUACGGUUCCUGUGCCUGUUGAUACGAUCCCCGCAUGGGACCACCCACCCUGGAGCGGCUUCUAUGACGGCAAGUACAUCUGGGGCCGCGGCUCAUCCGACUGCAAGAACCAACUGAUCGCGACGCUCGAGACCGUCGAACUCCUCAUCUCAGCCAACUUCGCCCCAAAACGUACCCUCAUCCUCGCUUAUGGCUUCGACGAAGAGACCUUCGGGUAUCACGGGGCAGGCAACUUAUCAGCCGUACUGCAUUCACGCUACGGCGACGAUGGACUUGCUGUUAUCGUUGACGAAGGUGCAAGUUUCGAAUCAGCGUGGGGAACUCUCUUUGCAAAGCCUGGUGCUGCUGAGAAAGGGUCGACGAAUGUUGAGAUUACUGUCCGUUCGCCGGGUGGCCAUUCGUCGAUUCCGAGGGACCAUACCAGUAUUGGUAUUUUGAGCGAGUUUAUCUACCUGAUUGAGAGCACACAAUAUCCUACCAGGCUGUAUGAUGAGAACCCGUACUUCACGCAAUUACAGUGCGGUGCCGCUUAUUCGCCGGAGUUUGAUCCGAAACUGAAGAAAUUGCUUGAUCAGAGGUUGCUGGAGCUGGAGAGUGGGGAGAAUAGAAACACGUGUGCGAAGAAGAGUGAUGCUCUUGCUUUGGAAGCUGCCAAACAGGGGCCUGAGAUCAAGUAUCUGUUACAGACUUCACAGGCUGUGGAUAUCAUUUCCGGUGGAGUGAAAGUCAAUGCUUUGCCAGAACGAGCUCAGGCGAUUGUCAAUCAUCGUGUUAAUGUCGGCGAAACCGCCCAAGCAGUAUUCAUCCACCUCACCCAAAUCGCCUCCCACAUUGCCACCAAGCACAACCUAACCCUCCACGCCUUCGACGGAAUCGAAGCCCCCUCCUCCCUAACCCUAACGCACAACGACGUCCUCGCCCCCGCGCCAGUGACCCCCUCCCACCCACACAACCCAUCCAAUCCCCGACUCCAAACCCCGUACUCCGUCCUCGCAGGUACCAACCGAGCGAUAUACGGACCGAAGAUCAUCACUACGCCCGGGAUCAUGACGGGGAAUACGGAUACGCGGUUUUUCUGGGAUUUGACGAGGCAUAUUUUUAGAUUUGCGCCGGGGUGGGAUGGUGAGGAGGAGGGAUUGGGGAAUAUACAUACGGUUAAUGAGAGGGUUAGUGUGAGGGGGCAUGUUAAUGCUGUGAGGUGGUUUAUGUUGUUUGUGAGGAAUUUGGAUGAGGCGGACUUGUGA